AUGGAGGACGAGCUAGCCAAGUCGGACGCCAGCCAGGCGUUCAUUGGGUACGCGCCGAUCGAGGAGGGGGGAGACAAUGAGAUCGCCCUCCACUACACCCUCUCGUGUGAUCUUUCCGAACUGCUGAGUGCAACAGGCGUUGGAGGGACUGGAUCCAGCUCCAAGCCGCUCCAGGCCACUGGAGUAGACUGGAGCCCUACGGGAUCUGUGGUAGCUGCCUCGUUCGGGAGAAACGACAUCGCCGGCUGGUGCGACUCCCCAGGGGCCCUCGCUACCUGGAACAUCUUCCGCCGAGGCUUUGCCGACGAGGGAGACCACGCGCCUGAUACCAUUCUGGACCACAGCAGCUGUUUGAUGUGCGUCAGCUGCCACCCACUGAGCCCAGCGAUCAUAGCCGCGGGAUCCUUCAACGGCGAGGUGGUGGUGUGGGACACGUCGAGGGAUGAACCGCUGCUGGCAACAACGAAGAUCGACGACCUCUACCACCGAGAGCCGGUGACGUCGCUAUCCUGGGUGCACAACCCGCGAGACGACGAGUACCGCCUGGCCGCUGUGUCCGGGGAUGGAAAGCUUCUGUUUUGGUCUCUGAAGAACAACCUCCAAUGCCCGGUAGAAGGAUACCGAGUGCCAGCGGAGGGGGCAGACGGUGGCCGGGAUGGUACCAGGGCUCGAAGGUCUUCCGCCAGAGGCCGCACAGCGGGAUGCACCACGCUGUCGUUCUUGCGGGAGGGACGCCACAUGACCUCGGCGGUAGUCGGAACGGAGGGAGGGGCCGUCGUGAAGUGCCGCUUGGCGACAUCGUCCAAGGGGACUGCAGACCAGAGCAAGAGCAUGCGGUGGUCAUCGGAAGCGGACGAGACGCUGAGCCGGGUCCCGACCAAGCAUCAGCGGGAGGUGGUCAGGGAUGUCGAGAAGGCGGCGAAGGCCAACCGCGGGGCAGAGGUGGACUUGCCGGCGGUGUUUCGAGCUCGGCUGGAAUCGUCGCUCCUCUACCCAUCGCCCGGUUUGUUUCGCAUGGAGAAGCACCACGGACCGGUGCACUCGAUCGACUGCUCGCCGUUUCACAGGGCACUGCUUCUGUCGAGUGGAGCAGAUGGGUCCGCCAGGCUGUACAACACUCUACAGAGCAGAGCGGUGCUUACGUUCGAGCCUUCCAAUUCGAACCUCAUGGACGUCAGGUGGAGCAGGGCCAGACCGUUGGUGUUCGCGGCGGUGGCGGAGGACGGCGGGAUUUUCAUCUACGACCUCCUCCAGAGCCCGGUGAUACCGGUGGCGAGCGCCCAGCUACCUCGGGGGGACGCUCUUUUCCAUCCCCGGUCGAGGCUAGUCGAUGUCAACGACAAGGGCGCGGUGGGGGCGGCCUACUCGGUUUCUUUCAACCCCAGACAAAGGGAUCUGCUGGCGACGGGUGACAGUCGGGGCAGGGUCAUUGUGUGGCGGAUGAGCUGGCGCCUGGCCAACAAGAGGCCCGGGGAGGACGCCGGGCUGGAGCGAUUGUUCAAGGGCAGCGUUGGCGACGAUGGACAAGAAGACGAGGAUGACCAGGCAAACUAG
Messenger RNA from Ectocarpus siliculosus, 1554 nucleotides. The record is from the annotation of a GenBank genome assembly. NCBI's taxonomy places the organism in Eukaryota, Phaeophyceae, Ectocarpales, Ectocarpaceae.